Messenger RNA from Numida meleagris (helmeted guineafowl), 1868 nucleotides. RefSeq lists its product as uncharacterized. The record is from RefSeq and is a predicted model, not a curated record. Lineage: Eukaryota; Metazoa; Chordata; Aves; Galliformes; Numididae. The transcript has 11 exons. Gene Ontology annotation, molecular function: protein binding. The annotation marks the transcript as partial.
CUUCCAACUCUGCCAGAAACAUGCCAAAGGCCCCAGUGGGGCUCAGGACUCCAUCUGGCACCAGACCUGGAGGAGUACAGGAAGAACGAAGAAGUGACGCUGAGCUGCCCUGAGGGUUUACAGCCAUCCUACACCCACGUCAGAUGUGCAGGACGUGAUGGGACUUUUGAUGAUGCUGGAUCAUUUUACGGAGACACGUGGCAGGGGAGGAACAGCACCGGUGCCUGGAUUCCCAUUGAGGGGACUGUGCAGUGUCUUGAGGCCUUCCAGAUUGUCCCUGGGACCCUGGAGGUUUCCAGCACCAGCAUCAAACUGAACUGGACCUGCAGCUUCCCUGAUGCCUGCCAGGGCAUGCAGGCCACGUGCCGCCUGGCAGGGCCUUCCUCUCCUCCCUGUGAGGCUGAGCAGGUCACUGGAGUGGAGUUCCUACACGGUCAGAAGGGAACAUUCACCUGCCCACCUCUGCAGCCCUUCACUGAGUACAUUGUCACCAUCUCGGUGCCCGCCAGCACAAACCUGUUCUCACAGCUCAUCAAGACAAAAGAAACAGUGCCACAGAAGCUGGAGCAGCUGCAGCUGAAUGCCAGCACAGGGAUGAUCACGUGGAAGGCGUUGCCCUCCUGCCAAGGGAAGAUCGUUGGGUACCAGCUGAACAUCACGGCCAGGGCCUUGCAGGACGGCGGCUUCCUGCAGAUCAAGCGGCUGAGGCUGAGCAGCCAGACCACGGAGCACCUGCUGCCCGCAUACAGCCCUGGCACCAGGUAUACUGUGGCUGUGCGGGGCCUCACAGCCGUGGGUCCUGGAGCUGCAUCACUGUGGGAGUUUCACACCAGCGGCUCAGAGACCCCAGGGCCACCUGAUGGCUGCUCCUAUCUCAUGCUCAAUGUCUCCCCAUCCCAGGGGACAGCCAUUCUUCCCCUGCACCCCAUCUCCCAGGCCUCUGAGGCAGUAAGUGAGCACCAGCUGCUCGUGGCUGUGACACACAACAGCACGGUGCUGGAAGAUGCCUGCUCGGGGGAGCUGCAGCCCUCCAAUGACAGCCACCCGCCUGACCCCUACGUGGCCGCCGUGCUCAACCUCAGCGCACCCACAGAUUUCAUGCUGGGUGAUGGGACCCGCGGGCAGGGCUUCCACAAUGCUCCCCUGCGCCCGGGAUGGGACUACACCGCCCUCCUGCGCCUUGUCCGGCGCUCACCGCAGGCGGAGACAUUCACCUGCGUGUGCUACAGCUUCUCCAUGGUUUCAGGGCAGUUUCUGGGCUCCUGGCCAUGGACAGCGGUCACAGUGGUGGUUGUGCUCUCAGUGAUGGUCACUCUCUCUGCGGUGAUUGUGUGGUUCGUGCUGUCCAGGAGAAGGAAGGCCGUGCCCAUCAAAGCCGAGGAGGAGCAUUAUAUAGAGCUGCAGCCCUAUGAAAACUCAGACGUCUACUGCGUGAUCAAGGGGAGAUCUCUGUCAAAAGAAGAGGCAGGUACAGGUGGCCAGGACAGAGAGCCAGCAUCCCCAUCUCUGCCCGUCCUGGAGCCCUCAGGAGACUGACCAAACAGUGUGGGAGUGGAGAAGAUGGGGAGAACAUCCCUGGAUCAGUGGUGAUGGCACUUCCCAUUGCCUCUUUGUGAGUCUUGGUCCGGCACAGCUGGAAGCAGGACUGCAUGUAUGUUGCGCUGUGUUAUUGCUCCCACCCAUGUUUUCACUGCCCCAUCCUCACGCAGGGCUUCCCAGCUCCUCUCCACCUUGUGUCCCCGUACCCAUCGAGCCCCAGAACUCUGCUGGAGUUUGGCCCAAGUGCGCUGCCCUCGCAUCUGUGCUGCUGUGUCUGAAGAGCCAAUAAAUUGUUUUGGUUUUCAAGGGGCUGCCUGCUCCUUACUACA